This is a messenger RNA of Hyalella azteca, 1516 nucleotides long. RefSeq lists its product as uncharacterized. NCBI's taxonomy places the organism in Eukaryota, Metazoa, Arthropoda, Malacostraca, Amphipoda, Hyalellidae. Bases 1 to 714 code for a protein of 237 amino acids. The transcript is spliced from 3 exons. The record is from RefSeq and is a predicted model, not a curated record.
AUGGCUGCGUUGCGGGCAGCGGCUCGGCUGCUGGCGGUGGUCAGCGCCCUGACGCGGCCCUGGGAUGUGAGGGGCUUGGGAUCCACAGGCCAGCUGUCCGCUAAGAUGCAGCCCAAGGCGGUAGGGGGCGUGGGGCUGUCCUUCACAGUCCAGCUGUCGCAGGAAAGUUUCGACGGGGAGCAGGAGAAGGUGUGGGCCGGCUCGCCUGUUGCCUGUGCGGGACAGUGUCGCCUGAACCCCGAAUGUGGCGCCUUCGCUUUCAAAGCAACUGAGGUCCCGAACUGCGUGAUGUUCGUGCGGCAGACGUGGAACUCGCCGGGCCACCCGGGCCUCUACUACAGGGGCAUGUCCCUGUCCGGCGGCGACCGCCUCUUCCGUCUGCCUCCUCCUGCCUUCGACGUGCCCGACCAGUUGCUGGCUAAAUGCCAGGCGAUCGGCCAGCGUCUGGUGCAAGUGCCGACAGUCCUGAAGGACUUGGUGGCGGUUCAGAGCCAAGGCCAGUUCUGCUACGACCUCAAGAGGACUUCAGAGACGGCCUCUUUCACCACCAUGACUGGAGGGCCUGUUGACGCCUCGUUGCUUGUCAUACGGGAUAAUUCGAGCAAAUCGCUUACACCUCAAUGCAUCGCGAGUCACUACAAUUGGAAUUUUAGGAUGCAUUGUCCAGACUGGGGCGUCAAAUCUGACGCCACAGUCUGCCAGUACAAGCCAUGAAAUCUCUAAGCACUUGUUUCAUGUUCUGAAACAUUAAGUCUAAGUCAUGCAGAGUUGAUUUAUUGUAAUUUGCAGUGAAAGGUAUUCACUGAUGUCACAAUGAGCUGACAAGACUAAAUGCAAGUGAGUUAUACCACAGUUAUCUAUCACUCAUGUAUUUAUGUUAGCUGAUAUGAUGAUUCCAUGAAAAUAUUCAUGAGAUUCAGGAGCAACCUCCUAACUCUAAGCACAGAUUCUCAAUAUUAAAAUUUCAAUCACAACCGCAGAGGUUAAGUGCUGGACCAGGAUUUUGGACUCAGCUGCCUCUUUUUACCUACGAAAAUCGGAAACACUUUAAAUUAUGUUGAGCCCUUUCAGACCUGAUCAGACCCCCGUCACACUCCUCCACUCUUUAUCACACCCCAUCACACUCCUGCCAAUUAUUUUCACGUGAUGCCACACCUUGUAACACCCUAUUACACCCCGGCCGUCACAACCCCGUCACAUUUCAGCACAUCCGCGUCUUGGCGAGAGCGCAGGAAAAAAACGUUUCGGCUGUAAAAUUUCACGGUAUUUAGCCGGAUAUUUAACGCUGGUCUGAUCAAAUUUUUCAACCGGGUUUCAAAGGUAUUGAAAAUAUUUGCUGGUUCUUGAAUGAAAAAAUUCACUUGACACUCUCAUGAAGUACAGUAUCUGAGGAGAAUAUAGCGCUAACAUAGUUCCUAUAUAUUGCCAUCUUUAUUUUAUUUGACGCACAGUUUGUAUGACACAGUGCACAAAAUACUCAGUAUAUCUGUUUACAAUGUAUUGUACACCUGACUGA